This is a messenger RNA of Tachyglossus aculeatus (Australian echidna), 809 nucleotides long. RefSeq names its product tetraspanin 32 (gene TSPAN32). The record is from RefSeq and is a predicted model, not a curated record. Bases 1 to 765 code for a protein of 254 amino acids. Lineage: Eukaryota; Metazoa; Chordata; Mammalia; Monotremata; Tachyglossidae. Gene Ontology annotation, cellular component: membrane. The transcript is spliced from 8 exons.
AUGGGGGCUCAGUGCCGGGUCCGAGGGACCAAAUGCCAGUUGUUGACCACCUGCUUCUUCGUCCUGCUCCUGGGACUCUCUGUGGCCAUCCUCACCUUCAUCACUCACUCGGGAGCUCACUUCACUGUCCUCAGCCGGGCCUCCAGGGACGGCAGCUCUUACAGAGUCCUGCACUCGGCCGCCUUCUACGUGGGGACCUGCUUGGCCGGAUUGCUGGGCCUGGGCGCUGUGCUGAGCGCCUCUGGGACCGUGAGAGAAGCCAUCGGUCUCGUGGCCGGGGGUUUCCUGUGCUUCGCGCUCGUGUUCUGCACUCUGAUCCAGGUGGCCUUCUGGAGACACAUCAACCGCAGCCAGGUGGAGGACGCUGUGCUGGACGCCUACGACCUGGUGUAUGAGAUGGCGAUGAGGAACAGUUCCGGCGGGCUGCGGCAGUUGGAGGCCAUCCACGACACGUAUCUGUGCUGCGGGAAGAAUUCGCCCUUCGGUCGCCCUGGGAACCGGGAGAGGGAAUUGUGCCCGGGGGCAGGAGGAGGACCACGGAGACCACCAGGAGGACCACCAGGAGGAGGAGGAGAAACUCGGAAGGACUGCCUACAGGAGAUCAGACGCUUCCUAGCGAGACACGUGAACUUCGCCUCGGCCCUAGUCGCCAUCGCCCUCGGAUUCAUGGUGUACGGGCUGUUCCUCACCUCUUUCCUCUGCUUUGCCAUUCGCUCCCACGGCAGCCUGGACCGCAGGGGCAGAUACGUCGUGGCCAAGGGGUGAAAUUGGCCGGUGCCCCUCGCCGCUCCCCCCCCGAGGACCCCCAU